Molecule: messenger RNA, 1346 nt
Organism: Camelina sativa (false flax)
Lineage: Eukaryota; Viridiplantae; Streptophyta; Magnoliopsida; Brassicales; Brassicaceae
Source: RefSeq, a predicted model, not a curated record
UAAAAGAAUUUCCUAAAAAAUUAUGUUAAGCUCUAACUAUAAAUAUGAUUGCUCACGGGAGAAAGAUAAAACUUUCCCUUAAGAGUUUAUUUAGGGAUCUUAGUUUCUUAUCACAAAUCCCACCAAACUUCAUUCUUUGCAGCCGUUAAUUUUCUUUCUAAUUGUUGCGUGCAAUUGUGCAAAGAGUAAAUCGAAACGACCUAACAACAAUGGCGACAGCUUCAGUUGGUUUUAAGUCUAGGGAAGAUCGUAGGAAGCAAAACGAAUUAGAGGAAGCUCGUAAAGCAGGGCUUGCUCCACCUGAGGUAGACAAGGAUGGAAAGGUAAUCAAUCCUCACACACCUCAGUUUUUGUCAAAAGUUCCAUGGUAUACCAAGUCUAAUUCUGAAAACCCGAGUCUGGAGCAUCAAAAGAAUUGGAAAACCGAAACCGUUUCCACAAAAACAUACUAUCAAAGAUGUGCCAAGAUUGACCAAGCCGAGAAAUAUUGCAAGGGAGCUUGUCAGAGCUGUGGUGCAAUGACGCAUGAUGUUAAAACAUGUAUGGAUAGACCUCGCAAGGUUGGAGCGAAAUACACAGACAAGAACAUUGCACCUGAUGAGAAAAUCGAGAGUAUUAUAUUGGACUACGAUGGUAAGAGGGACCGAUGGAACGGUUAUGAUCCUUCGAACUACCGUUUUGUGAUGGAUCUGUUUGACGCGAAAGAGGCUGCACGAAAGAAGUACCUCAAGGAGCAGCACCUUAAGAAACUAGAGGAGAAGAACAAUAACGAUGCAACAAGUGAUAGAGAGGAAGAAGACGACGACUUAAGGGUUGAUGAAGUUAAGCUUGAUAAGGAUUUUGCUAAGGUUACAAAACGUGUUCGUACGACUGAUGGUGGUAGCACAGGAACUGUAAGGAAUCUGCGUAUCAGAGAAGACACUGCAAAAUACUUGGUGAACCUUGAUGUGAACUCAGCUUAUUACGACCCUAAAUCUCGAUCCAUGCGUGAAGAUCCGCUCCCGGAUGCAGAUCCGAAUGAUAACUUUUGUUUAGGAGAUAACCAAUAUAGAAAAAGUGGCCAAACUCUGGAGUUCAAACAGCUAAACACCUAUUCAUGUGAAGCUUUUGAAAAAGGACAGGACAUGCAUAUGCAAGCGGCUCCUUCCCAAGCUGAGUUGGUUUAUAAGAGGGUUAAGGUUGCAAAGGAGAACCAGAAAUCUCAGAGAAAGGACGCAAUCAUGGCAAAGUACGGGAAUGCAGCAGCUACAAAAGAUGACAUCCCAAUGGAGCUUUUGCUUGGACAAAGUGAAAGACAAGUCGAGUAUGACCGGGCAGGCCGGAGGCUUAUAAAGAGAGUUCACUAG